UCCACCACAGGACUCAGCUUCAAAGCAGGAAAAUUCAAUGUGACCACAACUUUGAGUCUGUUUGCCUGUAAGAAUGUUUCUUUUGAGGAGCCUUUUCACGGUGGACAAGAAAUUAAAAUCUUCAUUUCUAAAAGCCACGCAGCGGAAGGUUUUACUCGAGCUAGUGGAAAUGGCGCAGCAAUUUGGGUGGAAUCUGUGAAUAACAAGGCAUUUACUGUCUGUGUUUUGGAGUACGGAGAUGGCUCAAGUGGCGCUUCGCAAGUGAACUGGAUGGCGCUGCAAUCUGUUCCUACUGGCGCUCAACUAGGCACAACUUCUUUAAACGCCUGGACUACUGGAACAAAGUGUAAAAGAAUCGCUUUUGAAAAGGUUCGAUUAGUUCAGUUUUUGAUAUUUUUUUUGUAAUUUUAUUUCGUUUGUCUCCUUCAGCCUUUCACUUUAUACUCGUUAUUUCAUGUCUAUUCAUAAAAAGUGCUAGAGCCAUGCCCAAGUUUCAGAGUGUUUGACAACGUUGUUGUUGUUGCUAGGCAGGUGCUGUGACGUGUUUUCUUAGUAUUACCUGUUAUGUCAUCUUACAUUUUUCCGUGUUUGUCAUAUUUCUUGAAGAGAUGAAAAGUUUGAUUGAUAGACUGGGAUAACCUCAACAGAAUAGUGUUAUGUUUAUCAGUUACCGUGACGUCAUUAAUGUGGCGGCCAUAUUGGCUGCCAUCUUGAAUUUUAUUUUUUGCUAAAAUUUGUCUUAAUGACAUAAAAUUUGAGAAUUAAGUUUGAAGCAUGCUAUAAUCAAAUAUUUUUCUUUUUUGGAACUAUGCUAUGUGUAAUAUUUUUACAAAGAAAGUAACGCGCAUUUUUCUUAGAAGUGGCUUAUCCUUAUGCUUUUUAUGACGUCAUGUCUUGUUACCAUAGCAACCUUCCAUCACCAAAUUUGAACGGAAUUUGCCCUAGGAAUAAAAUGAGCAGUUACUGGAAAGAAAAGGCUUUGGCUGAAAAUCUGUUUUGAAAAUAUUGGGCAAAACCUGUGCGCUUCUACCAAUUCAAUUGAUGUUAAAUUUCACUGUUCUAAAUCUUCAAUCUCUUUCUUGUUCUUUAUUUUUUUGACAGAGAAGAACAAAUUAAGAACAAGAAGGAGAUUAGAAUGUAGAAAAAGAAAUAGAGGAGAAAAGAUAGGGCUUUAAAGGACCAGGAAGAGUAAACUGAAGCAGCUCAAGAAGAAAAUAUAGAGAAAAUUAGAUCAAGAAAAUAGAACAACUUUUGAGAAACAAAAGGGUCAAGUAAAUAUAUUACUUAAAAUAACAGGCUAAUGAAAAGAUGAGAAAUAAAUCAAGAGUUGAAGAAACUGAAAAAAAAAAGCAGUUAACUUAUAGUUCAUGUCCGAGUGAAAUAAACUUGCAGGUAUAGAUUUAUUUACAAAGGAUGCUGGGGAAAAAAGAAGGAAGUAAUAGAAGGGUUUAAAAAGUCAAAAAAAAAAAAAAACACUGAAACAAAUUAUGGUUUGGUUUUCUUGAUUGUUUUGUUACUUUUUUUGUCUGUUUUUCUGAUUUUCGUAUCUUGACUCUUUCUGACUACUAAACAUGGCCAAAGAAAAAUGAUUACAAAAACAUCCAACUUUCUUUUGUAAAAUCCUAAGAAAUAUUUGAUUAAUCUAUGCAAGACUCUCAUAAAAAAGUUCCAUUGAAAUAGUGACACUUCAGGGCUUCGUCCACAAAUUUAAGAGUUGGAGUAUGAAAAUAUCACGCCAUAAUGUGGUCUAGGAAUAAAGGGGUUAAUUUUUUUUUAAAUACAGUGAAACCUGUAUUAAGCGGACACCCUCGAGGAAUGCUGUAGUGUCCGCUUAAUACAGGGUGUCCGCCUAAUACAGGUUUCGACAGAUAGCGCCAUAUGAGGUGUCAAAUGCCAUUUAAAUGAACAGUGGGAAGGUUAAGAAUACUCCCAGAGAUUUUGACGAUAUACGUUUGCAUUAAUUUCUUUAUCAAAGUGGGCCAGUUGAUCAUAAUACCAUAAACAUGCAUUGCAACUCAAAUUUGAAGAAAUCAGAUGAGUGAAACAAGCUCUAUACAAACAAAACGAAAUAGAAAACAAUACUGUACUGUGAAACUAAUCAAAUAUGUUCGUCAAGUCACGUUUUUUACUGUAAAAAUAGAAAAAUUUGUGGGUGGCAAUUCGAGGCAAUCUUCGCAUUUCCGGUGUCUGGCAUGUUGGGUGGUGGAAUUUGAUUACAAGUGUCCGUUUAAUACAGGUUGGUAACAAUAGAAAUGACCAUUUCAUCGAAUUUCAGGUUCUUUUUAGGUGUCCGCGUCCGCUUAAUAGAGGUGUCCGCUUAAUAAAGGUUUCAUUUAAACCAAAUAAGGGAAAUAACUUUUGGGACUUCGGCUACUGUCCGCUUAAUACGGUGUCCGCUUAAUACAGGUUUCACUGUAUUUAUUUCAUUUAACACUCCACUUUACCUGCCCUCGAUCAGUAACAGUGCUGCUUUCCAUGGUAGAACUUACAGUUUCUCUUGUUUGUCAUCUUUGUUCCUUGAAAAUAUUUUAUGGAUAAUAUCAUUUGUUCGUAUUUUUCCUCUUUCAGCGUUUCCAGGCUCUCCCGAAUAUCUUUGUCACUGUUCGUCACCAGGUUCUUAAAAGACCUCAAGACGCUUUGGCCCUGUGGGUAGAUGACUUGCGCAAGGACAGUUUUAAACUCUGCGCCAGAGAAAUUAAGAGUUUUGAUGGAAUUCACAAAAAUAUCAAAGUCGUAAGUAAUAACCCAGAUAAUUGCUUUCUUCGAAAACUAACUGUUUUGUUAGUAGUGGUGUCUUUUGGAACUAAGUAGUAUAGAAAUGUGCGAACUCGUAACCACAGAACAAAUUUUAUGCACUGUUAUGUUGGUAUUUUCAUUAACACCAAUAUAGAUUGUUUUUCGCACAGAACAGUAGGCAAAACUCUACAAUAGCUUAUUUAAAAUUGCCACUCCUCUGUAUCGUCAUACCUCGUAACCGUAGAAACUUUUUCAACAAAAUUCGUAAAAAUGUGGCUGAGGAAGAAAUGAACGUUUAAUGAAAACGUUGAAGCUCGAUUAUUUUUCUAUCUCAUCAAUCCCCCCCCUUCUUAUGCAUUUGAAAGCAAAGCAAAAAUUAAAUAAGUGGCGUUGUUGUGUACCCUUGCUUUGCUUUCUUCUUGGUUUGAAAGCGUAAUGACAGAAGAACAAGUGUUACAUUUAUAGGCUCAAAAAUUCUUGCGUCUUAUAUAUCUUUACCUCUUCCCUGCAGGAUUGGAUGGCUUUUACCAAAUUGAAGACUGACAAUUUCACCUUGACUGAUAGUCUCGUGUUUACAAACAACAACUCACCAUCAAACAAACAGGACAACAACGCUAUUUGCCAGGUAGUGCCAUUUGACUCGUGUUUUAAGGCUUGCCUCAAAAAAUUUGUGGGCUUUAAUUUCAAGUAGAAAGAUUUCUCUCAUCUUCACUUGGGAAGCAGUUUCCUAUCCACUCUUGAUGCUAUUUGAGGCGGUUUUCAUUGUCUGUCUACGUCACGUGACCGGCAUUGUUCUUGUAACGGUCAAAAUGUUUGACCGAAAAUGGCGAAUACUUAGUCAAACUGUAUUCUCCUUAUUUUAUCGUUUUUCUAUGGCUUCUAGCCAGAGCUUUAGAGUGCGAGCUUUUAAUUAUGUCCAUGCAUGUUUUGUCGGAAACCGUCAAUUAAGAGUCAGGUCACGCGACUUAACAAACAUACUAGGAACUUAUAAGGUAUAGAAUGAAUACCGUCUUAAAAGGCAGAAUCGUGUCAACAACCAUCAUCUUUAGACCAUUUUGACGUCUAAAAUUUUCGAAUGUUUGAUAUGCAAAUGUAUCCAAUUUAAAGAAACACGUUUUGUGACGUCAUCAAGAGCGGAAAAUCACGUGACGCUAUAUAACACUUCUAUACGAUCAAACAAGUCAAAUGUUAAUUCUUCAAGUUUCACAACUGAAACAAACUUAUUCUUAUUCUGCAAACGUGAUUUCUUAAAACUCUACUGGGGGUCCUCUAUAUUAACAAAUCCAAGCCUUGAUGCACUCGAGUAUGGCGUUCAGCAUUGAACACUGCUGUUUUCUUCUUUCCUCUACUUGUUUCUGUUAUUCCAAUUAUAGCUCACUAGAUAAUAUCUUUGAAUAUAUUGUAUCCUUUCAAAAGAAAAAGUUCCAUUUUCCACCUGUAUUUAGUUGGUAGGAGGAAUGAGAAAAUGGAUGUUAAGGUAGUUUUUCUUGGAAAGUGAUUACCUAUUUCUUAUGCUAUUUAUUUUUUAUCUUGGUUUUAGAAAGUCAAGUUCCAGGAUGCUUUUUAUGCCCCUCCGGUUGUAGUGGUAUCUCCAAGACUUGGUUACAAUAACAACAAUUCACGUUUCUCAGGAUCCGCACCAUGUAACUUAGUUACUGCCUGGGUUGAGGUUAGAAACACUUAGUCUGCCUAUUCUUCUUUGUGGUUCUAAUAGGGAGAAUUUGUUUAAAAUUAAAGAAAUGUUGUUUUUACCGUUGUCCUUAUACUCACGUUAAAAACUUAGAUUUUUCCAACGACGUGUAGCUGGGUAUGUAAAGCGAAUGAAGGCUAUUUAACUGGUUUCUCAUUUUCUUAUAAUUAUGGCAAAUAGCCUUCUUCAAUGAUAGUACAUUAAGCUAUUUUUACGAAUAAUAAAAACAGGCUUUCCGCAAAGGAAACACUUAUAAGAACUUUUGUGCAGACUUGUGCUUUGGAAACUGAUUUUUUUUAUAGUUUUGUACUCGUUUUGUUCUUUAAAACAAAGGUGUAAGAUUUAACAGGUGAUCAUGAAUUGUUUUAACAAUUCAUGAUCAGUAUUCGUUAUUUCUUACUGUACUUGCACUAACCCUUAGUUUAACCAUCAGUAAAUCGACAAGUCAGCUGAAAUUUGAAAAAAAAAAGAUAUUGUAUGACUUUUUUUGUUUUACUAAGAUAACAUGAACAGGUUUACUCUGGUUCAACAAAAUACUAUAUUUUGUUAAAUGUGAACUUAAAGUAUUUCUUUCGUUAUUUUGGAAUAUGCUUAGAAUACAUCUACAAACGAAACAGAAGUGUGUGUGAGAAGCUACAACAAUGACGCCAACGAUAAGGAUAUCAUAAAGGUCGAUUAUAUGGUAAUUGGAGGUACGUAAUAAAUUGUGUAACGUAAAAUGAGGGAACAACAAUGACUUUUAUCUGUAGACAAUCACGGUCCUCUCCUAACAAUUAUACAUAAAAGCGAUUAACUGUACAAUACAAAAAUGUAUAUUUCGAUUAAAUUUUAUCCUAAAUUAAAGUUCUUUUCCUUUGUUUCAAAUCAUUCAGAUUAUACAUUACUAGCUAGGCCCCAAAACAAAAGAAACUGAGAUUAAAGGCUAGAUAUAGGUUAAAAUUCAGCAAUAUUCGACAGACAUGGAAGCGCUCUUGUGCUUUAGGCUGUGUUCACAUUAUAACGGAUAGCUUUCGUGGCGCCAUGAGAAGCCAUCCGGUAUAGUGUGUGAACACCUACAUGUAUCCAACAUGUGACCCUACACUUUAGAGAUCUGCGAGGCACAUCCUCUCUUUGUCACAGAAAUCACACCGCCACAACCGUUUUUUUUUGUGUGAACAGAAGCCCAAUCCGAUAUGAUUUUCGUGGCGGCGCACAAGCUAUCCGGUAUACUGUGAAGAUAGCCUUAACUUUUAUCCUCUGGGGAGGAGGGGGGGGGUACUGCCAUAUAUGGGCUAUAUAGGUAUGUGCCGCUUUUCAAGCAGUUUACUCUAGGAUAGGGUAUAUAAAUCAGAGCGUUUGGGUCUAGAAUAGGGUAUCAUUUUUCAGGAAACUGAUCAUUUGGUUGAAGAUUUUAUCUAGACCAGGGAGUCCACCAGGGAAACAGCCACUCUAGGAUAGCGGGGAUUUGGAGAGUUUACUCUAGUAUAGGGUAGCAAAAUUCAGCUGAACUAGCUCUGGUAUAGGUUAAGGGUUCCAGGAUCCCAGCGGCACAUCCCCUCCCAGAAAUUCCUAAAGUACCCCUCCCCCCUCCCGGGCCUUUAUCCAGUUCCCUGAUGAAAAAAAAAUUCCAGGCUGUUUUAUCUAUUGACGAAUUCGAAAUGAAUGAAUCGGAAAUGAUGCCAUCCGAUUCCAACGCUUGUAUGUUUGUCUUUUAGACUUGGAUCCUUGUAUAGAUGUAACAUGUCAUUAUCACAGUCUGUGUAAGGCUUUUGGACCUAAUGAUGCACGCUGUGUGUGUGUUGACCGCUGUCCAACUUACAAAGAACCCGUAUGUUCAUCCAAUGGCACAACAUACGACAACAAAUGUCUGUUUGAACAGGAAGUUUGUCUCAAUCGACUAAACUUUACCGUACAACAUCCUGGCAGCUGUGAAGGUCAGCAGUUUCGUUGCCUUUUUUGUAAUGGCCAACGUGCACCUUUUCACUGAAUCCUGUUAACCUUGUUGAACAGAUAGUAAAAUUUUCUUUUACUUCAUUUCGGUUUACUUUCCCAAUUCUUGGGCGGGAAAAGUUGUUGCGCCAACAAGGGAUUUAAGUUUGUUUCUAUAAACCUAUAACUAACCUUUCCAACUCCUUUUUAGGAUUUCCUCUUCAGCGUGGUCGCCUUCACAUGGCCCAUAUUCCAUCUCUGGGUUAUUCUCACUGUCAAGUAAUUAGUUUCGAACCUUUUGUGUUUUAUCCUGACAAAUCCAUUGAAGUGCAGAUAACUGUCAAUCAUAUGGAUACCAGUGACAAAUCGUAUGUCCAUGACGCGGCGGUAUCGUGGAUUGAAAAUGUCAAUAACGGCGGAUUUACUGCCUGUGUGAUGGCAGCCGGAUAUAACGAACGAAAGUCAUAUGCUAACGUGACAGUUGAUUGGAUGGCGUAUCAAGGUGCUCCAAUGGGUGGCGUGACUGGUGAACUGCGCAUGUCACAGUGGUGGACAGGGACGACUUGUGCAACUGUCAAAUUCCCCACUGUAAGUUGCCCUGAUCUAUUUCUGAACGUUCUCUUUUUCAAAGCUUUUAUGGUUAUAAACAUCAUUCACGACAGUUGAACGUUUGGAAGUCUUGUCAAAUUACAGUUCAGAGUGCUUUAUAGUUGUGAGAAAAUGCUAAACAUUACAAUAGUUAAGGAAAUGGAAUAAAAUAUAUAUAAAGUGAUCGUUCUUUCACUAAUUAACCACAUUUACCUAUCUAACUGUGUUCGAAGAAGUGAAACAUAACGUUCAAACUGCCGCUUUUAAUAACUUUGCUGAAUCUAUAAAGAUCACCAUUCUUUCUUUGAAUUGUUAAUAAAGUGGAUAAACGGAGAAAUAAAAAAUAAAGAAAUAAAUAAGAACAGAUGAUAAUAAUUUUAAAUACAAGCAUUUUAUCAGAAUGACAAUUUUUCUGUGCUAUUUGCAGACGAAAUUUUCAGUCAAACCUUCAGUCUUUGUGACGUCAAAGCAUUACAAUCCAGGACUAAAACGUGACGCUGCAAGUGUAUGGAUUGAAGAUGUAACAAAAUCAUUUUGUAAAGUUUGUAUGAGAGAACUGCAGAAUUAUGCUGGAUCGCACCGAGAUAUUUUUGUGGUAAGUAUAAUGUAUCCUUAAGUGAAUGUCAAACAUGGAUCAUGCAUUGGUCUGCCACCGGCCUUAUAAGUUACAGGUAAUUCUACGGACACCCUUAAAAAGAACAGCGCGUAGUUAUCAUAGGUCGCGCAACUCCGCAAAUUCAUCUUAGAAUUAGUUAUUAAAAGGCGCCAUUCUUCACCUUCACACCUCAUACCCAUUGCUUUUUAUUAUUUAUCUAUGCAUGCCGGUCGAUUAACGAGAAAUAACAAGUUUUUGAUUUUAUUUUCAGAAUUGGCUGGCCUUUUCGGAUCUUCCCAACCCUCCCUUUUCAGAACAUAACUCGAUCUACUUUGCAAAUGAUAAACCUCCCAACAGCAGACAUUAUAAUGCCUUUUGCAAGGUCAGUAUCAGCGUUUGACCUUGAAUCCAAAUUUCAGUGAAAAAGCCGUUUUUUACCAUCUGAUGAUAGUUAUCAAAUUUUACUUUCAGACCAUUAAAGCGAAGGUGUUUAACAUGUAACAGUCUUAGCAAUGUACUUAAUACUGACAAUUCCACAGGUCACACAUUCGCUACUUCUAUACCUCACUCACCUCUAUGAUGGAGUCUAUCCAUUUGGUGUUUGUAUGCAUUGAAUAGUUUUAAGAAUUAAAUGUAAGUAUUCUGUGAAAGGAGAAUGAUAGAGCAAAAGCAUAAAAUCCAUUUGAAUGGCAAUUUCACAUUAUCAAAGGUUUAAAGUUUAGUUGCAGCCUAUGUUUCAAAGGGCUUCUUGUGCCGAGCUGAGUGAAUUCAACUAACGUUGGCCUCAAAAUCUGUUUCGUCUUGCUGUAUUUGUUUCACAGAUUUGAGCUUCUCAGUUUGGAAGUGUAUUUUAUGUAGUGCCAGCCCAGUUUAUUGUGAACGUUGAUAUGGCAUGCUUUUCCCAAAAUUUUAAACUCAAAGUUAAGAAUUAGUUCAUUCACGAUAAUCUCAAAAUCGUCAGGAAAACAAAAAGACCUCCUUUUUCAAAGGUGGCGCAAAGCCUAAUCAAAACCGAGGUUCUCAAAUUUCACUUUAUUUCCUUUUUACCCGUCUCUAGUCAAGGACACUUUAAGGUAGUAUCUAUGAACAGUAAAGUAAGAUUUAGUCAUCCAGACCUUACCAGAGGAUUCUAUCAAUACAAAAAAAAGCUGUUGGACUUGGAAGUAUUCUCUGUAGUUAUUUCUUAAUUAAUGAAUUAUCUGUCUCUACAACUUGACUAUAUAAACUAUAAAGUGAAAAAAAGAAAUAGAGGUGUGUGAAUUAGACGAUAUCUUGUUAACAAUUUCCCUUGAAGUUGAAAUAUUUUCUUUACCUUUUAUAGGAGGCAAUCUUUGCCAAAAGUUAUAACACAACGCCACACGUCUUCGUUUCUGCUUCUCACUCGACAAAAAGAGGGAAUCAAAGUCCAGUUCAUAACAGCAUAGCUGCCUGGGUAGAGGUUGGUAACUAGCAAUGUCAGGAUAUCAAAUUUCAUAUCAAAUUAAGAGUAGUAUAGUAGAGAACUAAUUAACUUUUUUGCGGACGAAUCUCGUUAUUCUGCUGAGAAAUACAUAAACACCGAUGAUGUUAUGACCUUUUGUCUUUAUUCCUUGAAUAGUAACCUGUGACUAAUCGUAAUAAUAAUAAUAAUAAUAAUAAUAAUAAUAAUAAUAAUUAUUAUUAUUAUUAUAUUCAUAAUCAUAACACAUUUAACUAGGGUAAACCUGUCAGUGAAAGCUGUUAUAAAUGGGGAGAACGAUACCAAUUUCAGCACUGAAGAAUACAGGCAACUACAACAAAUAAAGAUAAAAAUAAGUAGUUACAGGUGUAAACUGGUGCUUGGGCACCAGCGAAAAAAGUGCCUUUCUUCACAGAUUCUGUGCGUACUGUAGAAAUUAAAGUAUCUAAAUAUAGGUGGAAUCUCAUUAACAUAGGUCGUGUGCCAUUUUAAGGUGGUUUAAACGGUUUUACACUGGGGCUUUCUAGAACUUGUUAGGGAAACAAAUGCGUUGCUUUUUGAUUGGUUGACUAAAAGAAAGUAAAGUAUUCAUUUGUUGAUUCAUGCUGUCAAAGUAAUAAGCGCUAGCUGCCCUUUGAAAUGAAAUCGCUGAGUAAGUAUCCAGUUCUGCUGCGUUCAUUGCCCAACAGUUUUUUCCAGUUUAGGUUCUCUGGCUCUUGGCGAGCAAAUCGUGCGUAUUGAUGACUUCGAAGACAAACUAGCUCUUUCUAAUAACAAACCGAAUUGUUAACUUACCCGUGUCCCCCUUCUCCUUCUCCACAAUUCAGUUUUUUCGCUUCACCUUCCUUUUUUGAUUUUUCUUCCAGCACGAACACCACCACCACAGCCGCCACAACCACAUUUUCAUUGUUUUGCCGGUCCUCCUCCACCAUCACCACCACCACAUUACCAUUGUUUUCCUACCACCACCACCUUUCUAUUGUUUUCUCUCUUCCUCCACCACCACCACUGCCACCACCAAAUUUCUAGUGUUUUCCCGCCCUCACUUCCCCAUUUCUAUUGCAUUUCCAUUGUUUUCCUUACUCCACCACCACCACCACCACCACCACUACAUUCCUAUGCGUAUUUCCACCACCACCACCACAUUCCAAUGCGUAUUUUAGUACUAAUGUUUAGUGCUUUUACGUACAGUAUAUUAGCAGGAAAGGCUUUCGGGUUUGUGUCAAAGAACUGUAUGAGGCAAAAUACGACCCACUCUUCAUAUCCUACAUAGUUUUGUCAGGUAAGAACUUUACUGCAAAAAAGAGAAGAUUUUUACGGUAUAUCUUUCAAUAUUGUCUCUCAUUUGUGACUCAAUGCCGUGAUUUAUACGCACAGAUAUCUGUCCAGAUGGAUGGGAUUACUUCAAUGGAUACUGCUAUUUAACGCGCUCUGUAUGCGCACCUUGGGUGACUGCUGUGUCAAACUGUUCAGCUAUGAACUCACAUCUGGUAACAGUGCACAACCAAGAAGAAAAUGUCUACAUACAGCACCGUCACAAUGGAGAGCGAUCAUGGAUUGGCCUUAAUGACCGAAGCGUCGAGGGAUCGUUUGUGUGGACAAACAAGGAAAUAAUCAGUUUUCAGUUCUGGGCACCGCAACAACCAAACAACUUGAAAAACGAAGACUGUGUCCACGCCCUUGGUGCAGAGGAUGGCUACACUUGGAAUGACGUGUCAUGUGAUAAAUGCUAUAACUAUACUUGUGUUAAAGGCAAGUUUUGAGUCACUAUAGAAAUACUACAAAUCCAAACCUUUGUCACCAAUAACGAGGUUUGAAGAUCACUUCUGCAGUAGUGAGUUUUUAUGAUAAUUUCGUCGCCGUGUUGUUGAUCAGAAUUUCAUAAAGUCUGCAUUUUAUGCAAUUCUCUUCCAGGCAGUAGUCUAAAUAUUUAGAUAAAGGUAACCCCUGUACUUAUCACUCUCAGUUGCUCCAAAAAAAAAUUCCUCAGGUGAAUGAUAAUACUGCUACGGUGAUAAUAUGGUCUUCAUUGACUUUUGUUGUCUACUGCAGACAUUGACGAAUGCAUCAGCAAUUAUCACAGGUGUGAUCCAAACGCUGCUUGUCAGAAUACCGAGGGCUCAUACGUUUGCACUUGCAAAGCUGGAUUCUAUGGAAAUGGAAAAAUGUGCUUUGGUAACUAUUAUAACCCUUUUUUAUGUUUUCCCGACCUUUGCAUUCUGGUUGGCUGUUGAGUUAACAUAUUUGCCUUUUAAGGUAAGGAUACUAUAUUCUUCUCCAAUAUGUAUGGAUCAGAACUUACCAAUAAACUAAAAACUAACUAAGAAUUACAAUGGGCAUUCUCGGUCUUUGUUUUGACAAUUAAUUAGGCACACAGAAUAUCUGCUAAUAGCACAUUUAGUGUCCUUUCGGCUCCUUCUGGGCUCAGGUUUGAUUUUUAAUGUGAUAUAUCAUCAAAUUGAAUGGGACUCUGCGACAUGUAUAACGUAUUCUACAGACUACUCUCAACGUCUUUCUUUAGAAACCUGGUUUACUAACUUAGAACAAACGCCACUGAAUCGUAGUCGUACAAACGACUUAUUCAGGAGAUCAAGCAAAACUAACUACGAGAGAACGACUGGAGAUCUGACAAUUUGACUAACAAUAGACCACUGUUUAACUGUGACAAUAAACGGAUCGAAACGCACCAAUUACUGAUUACGAGUCUUCAAAGGCAAUAACAUCACGGCUUAACUGAGAGAUGACCAAUAACAUUGCGACGUAAUUGACCAAUCAGAUCAAUAACCAGAGUAUAAUACCAUCAACUGACGUGAUACAACUCACUUUGACUCUGAAGAUGACUACCGCACAGGUUGUCGAAACGUCAGUCACUGUCAACAACAACAGUCCUAUUCAGGACUACGUUCACCCGGACGAUCAAACUCAACCUACUUUUGAUAUAUUUUUUUCUUCAACCUGUCCAUCAGUUGUUUUAAACUUAUCAUACAUUGCCAUACGUCAAAACAAAGUAAUAAAAAAUUACCAGCGCUAGCACAUAAUUUGCUUAGGUCAGGAUUCACUGACUACUCAGAUUAUCAUUUGUUUUCUCCGUCAUUAGACAUUGAUGAAUGCAGCAACAAAACCCAUACCUGUGACGUGAAUGCAGUUUGUAGCAACACUGAAGGGUCUCACAACUGCACCUGCAAACCUGGAUACUCUGGAGAUGGGAAGAAAUGCAUUGCAGUUGGUAUGCAGCAUCCCUACAGAAUUCCUAUGAUAUUGUCUAUAAUUAUUUUAUACUGUUUAGUUCGGAAAGCUGGUUCAGUUUACGAAUAUUUUGCCUAAAUAUAGACAGUUAGGCUUAAUUUGUUAAGUUUUUAGCGCCAUUAUUCCGGGCCUGAAUUUCUUACACAGUUUCUCAUACAGCUUACAGUACAGUGUACAAAAAGUAGAUAUUAUUGUUGACUUUAUAAGUCGUAAAGUAGCCAUAUCCUACCAAAUGUAGAAUUAACACGCAGUGCUGAUGUCAUGUCUUCCAGUUCCUAAGAACUGUGCUGAACUGUACAAAGCUGGAAAACGAACAAGUGGAGUUUACAAGUUCGACCCAGACGGUGCUGGUGCCUUUGACGUGUACUGUGACCAAACAACAUCCGGUGGGGGGUGGACAGUGUUCCAAAAGAGAGUAGAUGGCUCGGUUAAUUUCUACCGCGGCUGGAACGACUACAAAAAAGGGUUCGGAAAUCUGAAUGGCGAGUUUUGGCUCGGACUGGACAAAAUUCACCGCCUGACAAAAACUAAAAGCAAACUUCGAGUGGAUCUAGAGGACUUCAACAGAAACACAGUUUAUGCCGAGUACAGCUACUUUGCGAUAACAGACGAGAGAAGCAAAUAUAAGCUGACUCUUGGAACUUACUCCGGUAAUUGUAUUACUAACUUGAUUAACGACGGAGUUCGUGGAAACGUCUUUUAACGGCCCAAGUUAAUGGUAAUGAUCAUUUGACGUUUAAGAAAUAAAGACUCACCACAGAGAUACAGCUGGUCCAACAUACAGCGAAGUAUGUAAUAAUCACAACGCUAUUAUAACAUAAGAGUAAAGCUAGUAAAUAUAAUAUGGAGCGUUAGAGUGAUUUUACUUCCACCAUGAAACGGAUUCAAUGUUUCCCACUGUUUUUAGAUCUUAACCAUUCCAUUAAAAAUCACAGUUUUGUGGAGAUGAAUUUAAGGAAAUAUCGUUUCUUCCAAUUUCAUUUUCCAGGAAAUGCUGGUGACUCGUUUAGUGGCAGGGGCUCCCCUUUCACCACUAGAGAUCAUGACAAUGACGCCUCGUCUGCUAACUGUGCUACACUUUUCAAGGGAGCUUGGUGGUAUGGAAGCUGUCAUAGUUCCAACCUGAACGGCCUCUAUCAUCGCGGAAGACACUCUUCAUAUGCUGAUGGUGUGAACUGGUAUGGUUGGAAGGGAUAUCACUACUCCGCUAAACGAGCUGAAAUGAAACUCAAACCAGUCAACUUCUAA
This is a messenger RNA of Porites lobata, 13449 nucleotides long. The record is from the annotation of a GenBank genome assembly. Lineage: Eukaryota; Metazoa; Cnidaria; Anthozoa; Scleractinia; Poritidae.